Messenger RNA from Enterobius vermicularis (human pinworm), 2277 nucleotides. The record is from the annotation of a GenBank genome assembly. Lineage: Eukaryota; Metazoa; Nematoda; Chromadorea; Rhabditida; Oxyuridae.
AUGAAUGGUUUUGAAGAUGAAGUUGAUGAUUUGAAGUUUCAAUUACUGGAUAAGCUUGCCGUAGUAAUGGUGAAAUUUUUUUCUAGUGGUUACCCGUCGAGUUCGAGGCAUCCUUCCGUCUCUAAUUCGUAUUAUUACUCAAGGGGUGGAGGCGCAUCAAUCUCUUCAAACGCACCCUCACCAGUCUUAGCUUCUUCAUACGGGAGAACACAGAGGUAUCCUGGUGUUAUGGAUUAUCCAGGGCCAACUAGCAAUCGGCGUUACCAUGGCGGGCCUAUGGAAGACGAUUCACCGUCGUAUUUUGUGGAACAUUUAGCUUCGUUUGCUGUUGGUCGGGAGUAUGGGCUGUUGUCUGCUAGUGAUGGAGUUAGGAAAUUAAAACAAUUGGAAAAAAAUAGCGCUAUUUGGGCCCAACCUCUCAUACUACGACUUAAGCCAAACGUAAUAUCAGUUGAAGACGAGAAUGGGGAUCCAGUGGAAGAAUUUCCAAUGGAUUUGGUCAGUGAUCCAAGUGCUCAUAUUUCCCCAGAUCCUCGUGACGUUCAUAAUAAUAUUGUUUUAUUUAUCGUUAGGGAGAAUAGUCAGAGAGGAAGAAUUGUUCAUCCCACUGAAAUGCAUAUUUUCCAAUGUAAUCGUGUUUCUGCACAAGAGGUGGUGGAUGACAUGAAGGCUUACCUGAUGGGACAGGUACAGCUUGUACGUGCUGGUCGCCGAGAUACCGGGUACGCGACUAAUCCGGCUCCACCUUUCCAGUAUAACUAUCCUCAACAAAGUAAGCCGGACAGAUAUGAAAAUGCAUCAGCUAGUUCAGAUUCUACUGAAUAUUUUGAAAAAGAAGUUAAUACAUUGAAUCGUUGCUUCGACGAUAUUGAGCGUUUUGUUGUCCGAAUUCAAUCAGCUGCGAUGGCUCAGAAAGAACUGGAACAGCAAGCUCAACGAUUUCGGACAGCUCAGAGAGGGAAACGUGGAUCUAAUGCUCCUCCUCCACCAGAAAGUGGGAUUCUUCAAAUGAGAGCUCAAAUGCCUGCCGAACGUGAAUUUCUUGAUAUUUUUCAGAAAUUCAAAUUGUCGUUCAAUUUACUGGCAAAACUGAAAAACCAUAUUCACCAGCCAAAUGCUCCUGAGUUACUGCAUUUUCUUUUCACUCCGUUGAUGAUUAUUCUUGAUGCAUGUGAGUGGGGGCUUGGAAGAAAAUUAGCUCCACAGGUUCAAUCACCUUUGAUAUCACGUGAAGCUCGAGAGCUAAUGCAAAAUUGUUUGACGAGUAAAGAAUCAGAUGUUUGGAUGUCGCUCGGAAGCGCGUGGCGCGUACCACCAGAAGACUGGAUAGGUCCUUUGCCGAAACCAUAUCAUCCGAUAUUCAUAGAUGGCUUCGCACCUUAUGGACCUCCUGAUAUGAGUGAACCUCCUUUACCACAAUCCUACGGUAGCCGUUAUCAGCCUACUCCUCAACCUCAACCACAACCGAUCCACCGAGGAGUCAGUGCUCCUCCUCCUCAAACUAAUUCUUACCACCAUCAACCGCCUAUAAGAGAUCGAUCUGUAGACAAUUUAAACAUCGAUUUGGAUCGCAUGAAUCUCGAAAAGGAGCGGCUUGAUUUUGAACGAGAAAAAAUUGCUGAAAAACGGAGACUUUUUGAAGAAGAACGAAGAUUACAUCAUGAACAACAAAGAUUAGCCGCAGAAAAAGAACUUAUGGCUCAGGAAGCCGAGCAGAGGAUGAUGCCAAACAAUUAUCCUUCGAGGCCUCCUGAGCCUCGCCAAGAGUCUCCGACAAUGGUACGUCGGUCUAUGCAGCAGUAUCCUCCAAAUGUCAAUGGUGGUGUAGAUAUGCCUUCACUAGGACCAAUAAAGUUGCCAGAUCAAAGUCCGAGACAAAAAUCGUUUGCUAACGAUAUUAUGGCGAGAAGAGCUAUAUUGGCACAGGCUACAUUCGACCGGGUAGCUCAAAACGCUAAGGAGUUAACAAUUUCACGUGGAGAAUAUCUUGAGGUUUUAAAUGACAAAAAGAAUUGGUGGGAGUGCACAAAUAUGCACCAUCGGGUAGGCUAUGUGCCUCGUACAAUUCUGGCUGUUAUUAAUUACGAAGAUGUCUCGCCUGUUCCACACAGUCAGCAAGAGUCAGCCAUGUACGCUCCAGAACGACCAAGUGGAGUUACAGCUCCUCCUCCACCAAAUUCGAACAUCCAACCCGUUCGAGCAGGUAUGAUGAACGAAGAUACGCCAGAUUAUAUCAAACAGCGGCAAGGCAAACGUGGAGAAUUCAGAUAUUUCUAA